AUUUAGAAAAUCCAUUCUGAAAGACAAAUAUGGUUAGUCACUACUUAACUGCUUGAUGCUAACUACAAAGAAAAAUUGAAGAAGAGGUUGCAGCAGAGCUUAGAAAAGGCCUAAAUUUGGUAGUCUUGUUGAUGCCACAAGCAAGAUAAGAGGACAAAUUGGCAAGCCACCAAACUGGAUUUGGAGUUUUGGCAAACUUUGAAGUUGACCUCAUCAUUCCUUCCUUCUCGUCUCUCAUUUUAUCUCUAGCUCAUCAAUUUUUCUAUCUACCAGCUCAAUUUAUUUGUUUUUCUGCUCACAUGCGAACUUUUUUUUAAUGCUUCGGUUUCCUAGUCCUUCCUAGUCUUGCUUUAAAUGCCAAACUGUACAUUAACUCUUUCUAGCUUUAUCUUUCUCCUGAUCUCUCCCUCUUCCCCUCCCCUCCCCAGUCCCCUCCGACCCCUCCACGACCUUUGGCCCUCAAAUCCAGGCUUUGCUUUGUUGUGGUAUUCUCUGCCACCUCCUUUAGAGCGAAGGAUUAUUUCCAGUGUUCCAAUCUAUCAAACAGUGAAAGGAGGACCUUCUGCAUCUUUAACUUCCGUUGGCUUGUCUUAGGCGGUGUUCAAAUCUCUCUGACUUGAAGCAGCCUUUUGCCAGUUGGUUGGAAGACCGAAAGAUCAACCCACGACAAGUGUUGAAUUGCAGAAAAACAAAAACAAAAGAAAAAAGGAUGUCAUCUGAUAGUUCGUUAAAUGCUGACUUAUCAGAAAAGACGGCCGUUCUUGGUCUGAGACUUUGGGUUGUUAUUGGCAUCUGCGUGGGUGUUCUAAUUGUGUUUAUUCUGGCCAUUUUAUCCAUAUGGAUCACAUCCAAGAGGAAGACAAGGAAGACUUAUGAAAGCAUGCCAGUAUCGCAAAUCCCAUCCGUCUCGAAGGAAAUCCCUGUGGACAUAGUUGGCGAUCAAUGCUCGGAUCAAAUUCUUCAGGAAAAUGAAGGGCCUCUUGUCGCCAGCCAUGACAAAUUUAGUGACAGGGAAUCAGUGAAGACAGUUGCAGCACAACUGACCAAUAGCAAUUCAUGCGAUGCUGAAAGCAUUGGCCUGUGCAGCUCAGCUCGCCACAAUGAUAGAGCUGGGAGUUCUUGUUCUGGUGAGGAAGGUGGCUCUGGAUCUACUAGGAAAGCAUAUUCAGCAUUUCCACUUGUAUCUCCUUUAGUUGGACUGCCCGAGUCCUCGCAUCUCGGUUGGGGCCAUUGGUUUACCUUAAGGGAUCUUGAGCUCGCAACAAAUCGUUUCUCCAAUGACAAUGUCCUCGGGGAGGGUGGAUAUGGAGUUGUCUAUCGCGGGCGUUUGAUAAAUGGUACUGAGGUUGCAGUAAAGAAGCUUCUGAACAAUCUAGGACAGGCAGAGAAGGAAUUCAGAGUAGAGGUGGAAGCCAUUGGUCAUGUUCGGCAUAAGAAUCUAGUUAGGCUUUUGGGGUAUUGCAUAGAAGGAAUUCACAGGAUGCUCGUUUACGAGUACGUCAACAAUGGAAACUUAGAGCAGUGGCUACAUGGAGCUAUGCAUCAAAGAGGCAUCCUUAGUUGGGAGAAGCGCAUGAAGGUCAUCCUUGGCACAGCAAAGGCGCUUGCUUACUUACAUGAAGCAAUUGAACCAAAAGUAGUGCACCGAGAUAUCAAAUCGAGUAACAUCUUGAUCGAUGAAGAGUACAACGGAAAGAUAUCUGAUUUUGGAUUGGCUAAGCUGUUGGGAUCGGACAAAAGCUUCGUCGCAACAAGAGUAAUGGGAACAUUUGGAUAUGUGGCUCCUGAAUAUGCCAACACUGGUCUUCUAAAUGAGAGGAGUGAUGUGUAUAGCUUUGGAGUUCUAUUGCUGGAGACUGUUACUGGCAGGGAUCCUGUGGAUUAUGGAAGGCCCUCAAAUGAGGUGAACUUGGUGGAGUGGCUUAAGAUGAUGGUUGGGAGUCGAAGGGCAGAUGAGGUAGUGGAUCAAAAGCUUGAGGUUAAACCAUCCGUUCGGGCCCUCAAACGCACACUCCUAGUCGCACUGAAAUGCAUCGAUUCUGAUUCUGACAAAAGACCCAAGAUGGGACAAGUUGUUCGAAUGCUCGAAGCAGAUGAAUUCGCCCAACAUGAUCAGGAUCGUAGAAGCCGAAGGUCAAGGUCGGGGAGUACGGAUAUGGAAGUAAUGAAAGAAAGCAAUAGCUCUAGUGACGUCGAAAGUCGAAUGGGAUUGCAAGAAUACCGAACAUCCAAAAGAUUUCAAGUGUAAGGAUGAUCGACAUAUGCGUAUCAACAAACUGUUAUCAGCUUUUUUUCUCUCCGCAUCUUCUUCCAACACUUGAUCGGAUACUGAAAAAGGAACUUCGUUUUGGAAGAGCAUGAAAAUCUAGCCGCCUUAAAUUUCUUGUACAGUUCGCUACUGCAAUUUGGAAUUUUUUGUCGGACCGUAUAUUUGUCUCUGCGAUUUGUUAAGUAUGUCGAGUUCUUAAACUUACUCGAAGGCGGCGCCCUCUGCCUCAUCG
Molecule: messenger RNA, 2501 nt
Organism: Zingiber officinale
Lineage: Eukaryota; Viridiplantae; Streptophyta; Magnoliopsida; Zingiberales; Zingiberaceae
Product: probable receptor-like protein kinase At2g42960
Exons: 8
Coding region: 710-2248 (512 amino acids)
Biological process (GO): protein phosphorylation
Molecular function (GO): ATP binding; protein kinase activity
Source: RefSeq, a predicted model, not a curated record